Messenger RNA from Melanaphis sacchari, 1333 nucleotides. RefSeq lists its product as uncharacterized. The record is from RefSeq and is a predicted model, not a curated record. Bases 345 to 776 code for a protein of 143 amino acids. The transcript is spliced from 2 exons. Lineage: Eukaryota; Metazoa; Arthropoda; Insecta; Hemiptera; Aphididae.
ACUGUGCGCCGGCCGCCUGCCCCGCCGGUCCGCCCCCGGGAACGAUCGACACAGUCGACCGCGCGCGCGACCGUUAUCCAACCGACCGAAUUUCAAAUUCAAAAUCAUCAACGACCGUCGAGCAGCAGCCGCCGUCUCGCCGUCCCAGUCCGCGCGAAAACCGAACAACUCACAUUUUUUUUUUUGUUCUUUUGAAAUAAAUAUUUUCAAACCGAAGUUUUUUGCUGCUGUCGCCGCCGCCGUCCAUCCACCGGCACACGAAACACAUUAACGCGCGGACUUCGUCGUCGUCACCGGGGCGCAGGUAAGCAGCACAAAACAACCAAGCACACAGACUUUCGGCCAUGGUGUUGUCGGACGUCAACGGAAACGGUAAGAAGUCGGCGGCCGAACGAUGGCUGAGACAGCGCAACGGACAGCGGGCGUCGGCUGUCCGGUGCAUAUUCGGGCCGCCCGAGAAGCGGGCCCAUCUCAUGGUGAUCAUGCGCAACGAGGCGGAAAUGGAACGGAAGCGGAUCGAGUUCGCGGCCCGGUACGAGCCGGUGGGCAUGUCGCCGAGCGAGCGGCGCAACUUCUUCGCGGGACUGAUCAAAUCGCCGCCGACGUCGUCGCAUCACCAUUACAACAACGAACAUAGUACAAAAAAUUUGAAAGCCGAUAAUCGCAACUACUACUACCAACAGCAACAACAACAGCAGCAGCAGCAGCACCAUCAUCACUAUUACCAGCAAAAGAACAAUAGUUUCAAUCAACCACCCGACGACGAAAGAAAUUGACUACGAAAUUGACCAACUAUGUACGGGACGGGGGACGUAUUAUAAAUCGUAAUCGAUAUUAUAAUAUAUUGUGUAGCAUUGUACCUAAAUUGCAACGAUCUCUAGCCCCCCAACUCGUACAACUUUACAGAAAAGACCAUUUGUUCGUUUUCUUCUACGUCUGUCUACGUUAUGAAUCGUCUUAUUUGUUACACGAAAUCCGCGCAUAAUUAAGGUUUUUGGGUGUAUAAUCGGGUUAUUAAUUUUUUAUUUCAUUUUCGUUCCGUUCAAAGUUUUUGUGGCGUAUGGUCGUUUCGCAUUUGCCAACGACCACUUUGUACCUUUUAUAUUUUACUACCUAUAAUAAUAUUAUUUAAACUUAUUAAAACAUGACGCUUACUACGGGUUCACAACGUAAUUUAUUGUAACAAUACACAUAUUAUUUUUAUUUUUAUCAUAUAAUAUUAUUUACGUAUUGUUGUUAAAGUUUUACACCAACACUAUUAAACAUAUUGUGAUGCUUGAGUUUGCAUGUAAAUAAAAUAUUAUGUUAUAUUAAUGCGAGAUUAAGAAAAAAA